AUGGGGGCAAUGGACCCCGACGCCUUCGACGACUUGCCCUGCUUUGAGGACUUAACGCCCUUCGAGGUGGAGCACUUUGUCAAGGACUUGGAGGAGUUCCAACUGGAGCAGGUGGGCGAUCCGCGGUGGCUGACGCAGCACGAGCGGGUAGAGAAGCUGAAUUGGACGGCUCACAACCAGGCCAGCGACUAG
Molecule: messenger RNA, 192 nt
Organism: Effrenium voratum
Lineage: Eukaryota; Dinophyceae; Suessiales; Symbiodiniaceae
Source: the annotation of a GenBank genome assembly